Molecule: messenger RNA, 2721 nt
Organism: Manacus vitellinus (golden-collared manakin)
Lineage: Eukaryota; Metazoa; Chordata; Aves; Passeriformes; Pipridae
Gene: CDR2L
Product: cerebellar degeneration related protein 2 like
Exons: 5
Coding region: 31-1422 (463 amino acids)
Source: RefSeq, a predicted model, not a curated record
CUGCGCGUCUCCCCGGGCCGCUGGUGCUAAAUGCUGAGCGCCGACAGGAUGGAGGAGUUUCAGAGCGAGGAAGAGGAGCCCUGGUAUGACCAGCAGGACCUGGAGCAGGACCUGCACUUGGCCGCAGAGCUGGGGAAGACGCUGCUGGAGCGCAACAAGGAGCUGGAGGACUCCCUGCAGCAGAUGUACACCACCAACGAGGAGCAAGUGCAGGAGAUCGAGUACCUGACUAAGCAACUGGAGAUGUUGCGGCAGAUGAACGAACAGCACGCGAAAGUCUACGAGCAGCUGGACCUGACAGCACGGGACCUGGAGCUGGCUAACCAGAAACUCGUGCUGGAAAGCAAGACUUCCCAACAGAAGAUCCAGUGCUUGACAGAAACAAUCGAGGGGCUGCAGAACCAAGUGGAGGAGCUGCAGAAGCAGGUGGAGGAAAUGCGGAGCUUGGAGCAGCUCCGCAUCCGGCGGGAGAAGAGGGAGCGGCGCCGAACCAUCCACACCUUCCCCUGCCUUAAGGAGCUCUGCUCCAGCCCCAGGUAUGAGGAUGCAUUCCAGGUCCACAGCUCUUCCACAGAGUUCAACCAGAAGCCACUGGAGAGGGAGAACGAACGUCUCCAAGCCAUGGUGAACUCCCUGAGGUCCCAAGUCAACCAGGAGAAGCAGCGGAAGGAGAGGGUGGAGCGCGAGUACACCUCUGUUAUUCAGGAGUACUCGGACCUGGAGCAGCGGGUGUGCGAGAUGGAGAACUGCAAACUGCGCAUCAAGGAGCUGGAGGCAGAGCUCCUGGAGCUGCAGCAGAUGAAACAAGUCAAGAAGUAUUUGCUCAGCAGAGAGGACAACUUGUCCGAAGCCCUCCUCGAGCCGCUGAACAACGCCCCGGAGGCAGAUUACAUCGACCUCUCCGAGGAGGAGGGAGGGAAAAGCCACGGGACAUCCAUGACACCGUCCCCGAACCACCCCGUCCGGAAGAGCUGCAGCGACACGGCCCUGAACGCCAUCGUGACCAAGGACGCCGUGAGCCGGCACGAGGGCAACUACACCCUGCACGCCAACAACGUGCGCAAGAGGGGCAUGUCCAUCCUGCGGGAGGUGGACGAGCAGUACCACGCCCUGCUCGAGAAGUACGAGGAGCUCCUGAGCAAGUGCCGGCAGCACAAGGACAGCGUGCGCCACGCGGGGGUCCAGACGUCCCGGCCCAUCUCCCGCGACAGCUCCUUCAGGGACUUCCGAGGGGAGGCACACGAGCUGGAGGAGCGGAAAACCAUGGAGAAGACCAUCAGCAAACACGUGGAGGCCGUGGACAAGCGGCUGGAGCAGAGCCAGCCGGAAUACAAGGCUCUCUUUAAGGAGAUCUUCUCCCGCAUCCAGAAGACAAAAGCAGACAUCAACGCCACCAAGGUGAAAAACAAGAGCAGCAAAUGAGUCCCUGGCUCUCCGCAACUCUCCCACGUGCAAUUGCAGCAGCCACGUCUUCUCUUCAGCCCCAGGAAACGCCACGUGGCCCCUCUGCUUUGAAGGUUCGAGAGGUCUGCAAGCGAGGAAACGUCCCGGAGACUCAACUCACGUUUCUUAAGUUUGGGCUCCGGACAACUCGUUGGGACAAUUGUACAUUGUAGUUAGAGGAUUUCAGAAACCACAUGACGGAUCUCUGCAUGAGUUACUGCCGCUGCCAGACAUCACAAGAGCAAUGUAAAACACGAAAAAAGGAAAACCGGUCACCUCCUCCGCCCCUCUCCAGCUUGUCCCGCAGCCCGAUUAUCUGCAAGCAAAAGCCUGGAUGUCCUCCAGCGUCCUGCCACAGCUGGAGCACAGCGUUUCAAAGUGAAACAAAAAGCCAUCAGAACUUUAGGGGCUGCCCCAGCACAGCAGCCCAGCCCUCCACUGUGGUUUUAUGGCUAAGAACCUAUGCUUGAACCCAAGAGACUUCAGUCUCUGCCUUCCCCUCCCCCAAAGGGCACUAUGGUCUUGCAAUUUAAGCCAUUCUCUAAUCAGUCAGGUUUUUCAGCUCUUUACAAUGCAAGCUCAUUGCAACUGGAAAAACUUGAAGAGAAUCAUAAAACUGAUUGUUCCAUCUCCAUUGGCUCAGCGUUUCAGUCCCUACUCUCCAGACCUUGUAGCAUAUGGGAUCUCCUCGCUUUAAAUAUGCCCUGGUAUUUCAGCCCAGGUGAAACACCAGGCCUGGUAGGAACUUGGCAACCAGGGCUUUCCCAUAGCUAGACAAGUGCAGUGUCAGAGACACGCUUCCACCUCACGCUCUGGGUACCAGCUGUGCUCUUCAAGAGGUUGUCAUUGUCCCAUCAUAGCCAAUUCCUCGUACACAGCUUGCAUGGGCUUGCAAAACUGACUCCCAGGGACUCAAACGCAGGCUGGAGGACACAGCAUCUCCCUGGUCAGGAGCUCUGGCCCUGGCAGAUCACACACCACCCCACACUUUGCUCUGAACAUCUCCCCAGCCACAAGGACAGAUUUCAGUUUCCUGCUGAAAAUGAUCUCCCUUGGCUGAGACACUCUCCAAAGGCUGUCGCCUCUCGUGUUCCAUCUCCCUUUCCAGCACUGAAAUCUCCUCACUUUUGCUUCCACAGACAUGCAAACACACAGCCAAAAGGCCACUGCAGUCUCAGGAAUCACCAGUUUCCAGUUUUCAUGAACUAGAGUUGGCCUCAUAUGGUCAGACAUGUUUUAGGCAGAGAAGCAGCAUUUCAUUACAGCUUAGGCAACACC